GCGCGAGUUCGCCGCGCGCACGCACGCACACACGCGGUGCCGCGUCGAGAGAGAGCCUCACGGCCUGGAAGGAUUUUCGGCGGACGGCGUCCGUCCUCGCCCGAUUCGCCGAUCGAUUCGCCGACGCCGCGCGCGCUCGAUCGCCCGCUCGAAUCCCGGGGUGGGGGUGGAUUUUGCGUCGAUCCCCCGCGUGCGAUUGAAACUGCGGCGUGCGUGCGUGCGUGUGAUUCUUGCAUCCGUGCCUCUACGUCCGCGUACGACGCGAAUCUGAUUUGUUUUACGCUGAGCUACGACCAUGGAAACUGGAAAUAACUUGCCCAGCCCGGGCACUUAUCCCGGCGGGGAUCGCCAGCAGUUCUGUGUCUCUUGGAACUCUCAUCAGUCGAACAUGCACAGUGCGUUUCCAAAGCUACUCAGCUCGGAGCAGUUUGUCGAUGUGACUCUGGCCUGUGACGGAGGCUCGAUAAAGUGUCACAAGGUUGUGUUGUCCGCCUGCAGUGACUACUUGGAGCGCCUACUGUUGGAGAUACCGUGCACCCACCCCGUUAUCUUCCUCAGAGACAUGAAGAUGUGGGAGCUUCAGGCCCUGGUCGAGUUCAUGUAUCGCGGCGAGGUGUACGUCGAACAGCAACAGCUGGCUACAUUGAUGCAAGCGGCGGAAGUUUUGCAGAUUCGUGGCUUAUCCACUCAGGGAAGCGAUAACUCGGCGAGCGAGAGCAAUACGCAAUCGUGCGAUUCUAACGCGCCUGUCACCCCGUCGACUCCUACUCACGGCGACAGCAACUUCAAGGUGGAAACCUCAUCCAACGACGAGACCUCCUCUGACUUCCUCUCAUGCCCGACAAUGACUAACACGGGAAACAACUCUGCCGCCAUCACACCACCUGCCUCGCACAAUCCCAACUCCUCCAACUACGUCAACAUGGAGCACAGCGAGGCGCUGCAGCAUUUAGAAAAAGCCCUCAGCGCCUGCGAGGCGACCCUCACCGAAACCACGGGUAUGGUGAAAAUGGAGCCGGACGAGCAGUUUGUACAGCAGCAGGAAAAACCGUACUCCAUUAGCAUGGUGUCCAGUAAUAAUUGCAAUCCCAGCAGCCCAUUUCCCGCGAUCGAAGGUUAUCAAAGACGACAAAGGCGUUCGGAAGAGGAACUCAAGCAAGCUUCGGACAUGGUGGCACGCGGCAUGACGUUUCAAGUAGCCUCGGAAAAGUACAAGAUACCGAUCAGCACAAUCCGCUUCUACAUGGUCAGAAAGGGCAUUUUACAGAGGCGAAAACGCGGCCGCGGCUCCAGCAAUCUCGGUAUGAACAGCCAGCCGAGCAGUCCGGCCAGUCCACCGUAUCAUAUGAUGAAUUAUCGUUUGCCGGAGAGCCUAAAUUCCAGCCUACCGUAGUGCUGUACAAAGAAGUAGUGAGUUUUUUUAGAAUUCAGUUUUGAAUCGGACAAACUUUUUAUCGCCACAUCAUCAAAGAGCUGUUCCAGACGUUGGUUUUUUUUAUAUACUUUUUAAGCUCCCUUACACUGAGAUAGCUUUUAUUUUAUUUUCCUCUACUCUCCCCCCUUUUUUUUUAAUUUUAUUUUCAGUUCAUCACGCAUCAUUCUUCAUUCGUACUCGUAGCGGCGUGCUCGCGCGCUGGUUUACAAGACUACUAUGUUUAGAGCGUAUAACGUAUUUCUGCAUUUAUGCCAUUAUCGAUUCAGUGUGCAUUCUGGAGAUAUAAUUUGUGUCUCGAACAGCUCCGCUCCAUGUACAUACAAGGAAAAAGAAAGCUACCAUAUGUAAAAGUUCGAACACAGCAUUAAGUUAAGGAACUUAGCAGGCGAUUGUGUCUUACAUCGUGUUUAUGUAUCUUAUUACCGUGUUUAUAUAUGUAUGUUUGUUGAAUUCAUUGUCCCUGGAAAGACUGCCUGAGAAGAAUCCCGGUUUUUUAUUUUUACUUUUUUUUUUAGUACAAAGAUACAAAUUGUUCUGCGGAGCUCAGUAAACACCGACAGUUACAUAACGUUGAUACUACAAUCUCCUACUCAUCGAUGUAACAAUUAUGUACAACAAGCGUUACAUUACAUUGAUAUUGAGUGAGAAAUUGUAACAUUGAUGUUAUGUAACUGUCAGUUGGUGUUUAAUGGGAGUAUAUUGGGUCAUUCGUAUAUAUAUUUAGAAUGUAUUAUAAAAACGCUGCGUGAAGCUAGCAGCAGAUUAUCCGCGUAAUUUGCGGUUCGCUUUUCGUAAGAGAUUCGCGUGUGGCGUGAACAGAAGCAGAGAUUCGUUUGUCAGUACAGAGUGCAUUUUGGCAAAAGCAAAAGGCGUGAAACGUCGCGAAUUGAUCGUGACUUUUUUAAGAUGUACCAUAGAGCAAAGCCUUACAUAAGGAACCAAAAAUAGCAAGGAUACAUUAUUGGUAAAUAAGGAUGUUGGAUGACUUAGUGAUGUAGAAAAAUUGCUUAUCAUGUAGAAGGACAAGAGUGACAAAGAGUGGAGGAGUUUGUUUCUCGAUCUUGUCGUUCGGUAUAUGUUAUUUUUCCAAUUUUGAGAUUUGAAUUUAUUCCCUCAGGACACGAACAAAUUCAAAAUCUUUUCCGACAGUUGUAUUUCAGAAAGUAUAAUCGAAACGGAUUGAAAAUCAUUCUUCUAUACUCGCUAACAUCCUAAAUUUCUUUGAUAUCUGCGACUUCCAACGUCCUUGAUUUACUCGGUAGGCGUUUCGUAUAUGAUAAAUGUAGAUGAGAGUCUCCCUAUUAUAAGAUAGACUUCUGAUACGAAAUAGCAAUUCUGCUAAAUUAAUGGAUAUCAUUGUUGAUUCUGUUCAUCAUGAAUCAAAUUAGAAUACGCUAUUCUUUUACGUGAAUGGAUUUCCGUGAAUCUACUGCGAAUCGGGAAUCGUGAAUCACGAAUUUAGGUCACGUACAAUGUGACAUUAGCUUUAAAGGGGCAGCCUAUUUUGAAGUUUUGGAAUUUUUUCUUGAUAAUACGCGGAAAGACAAAAAUAGAAGAAUUUUUACGAUAAUACUCUCUUUUACGUGGAACAGAAGAGACGUGUUGAAGAUACAUGAAAAGUUUCACAUGCUCCGUUUCUGGAAAGUAAAAGCUGACGUUUUCAAAAUGACGGUGCUUUAAAGCCAAAUUUCUAAUUUUUAUCUUGUAAAAUUAUUUAUGUAUGACACUUUUUUUUUAUUUUUGAUACAUUCAAAUUCUCAACAUAGUAUGAAAAUGAUGUGAAAAUUAUGUGAAAGUCCUGUCAAGUUAGAAAAAACGUGGAUUGCACGUUUUCUGAGAUACGCCUACUAAUUUGAAAGAAAAAUCGCCGAGAAAAGAAACAAGAAUUGUUGAGAAAGUACUUCUUUGGAGGGUUUUGAAAUAAGCUGCCUUUUUAAUAUUUCGUUCUCUCGUACAAAGCACAAAGGAACUGUAUACGUACGAGAACUCGCGUGUCAUCCAUCGUGAAUUAAUAUCGGAAAUAUUAAUUCUAUAUUUAUAAGUGCUUGCAUUGUAACGGCGUCAAACUUAUAAGAGAUAUGGCAUUAAAGAUCAAAACAGUAGGUUGAGCAAAUGUGAACAAAUGUCUUUAAAAUCUUAUUAUUUUGAGACUUUUUUAUACGCAGGAUUUGUAUGUAAACGCAGACGAUGAGAGGUAUUACUGGACGAUAAUACGAAUUGUAUAGAAUAUUCAUAUAUCUACGAUAAGAAUUCCUUCAUGCUGUGGACGAACGCUACGCGUAUGGUUGGUGUCAGCCGUGUUCCGUUCUUCUACUUAGUGACAGAUGUAGUUAGCUUAUAUGGAUAGUAAUGAGAUACGUUUUUGAAUCCUGCAUCAAUAUCGUUCGUAGAGAUUUACAAGAUUUACAAAGUACAGUUCAAAGAAAAAAAAAGGAAGGAGAAAAGACAAAAAAAAAGCAGAAAAAGAGAAAAAGAAGAUUGACUAUGUCAAAUAACCGAUAUUUUUUUAAUGACCUCGAAAUGUUUUGACAAGGGAAGGCAUUCGUAGCAUAAGUUAUUUUUUAUUACACAUCGUAUUUAUAUAUAUGGUUCAGUGAAGCUCAUCUUGCUCUCGUUAAGUUAUCUGUGGCAUCUGUACGGCAUAUAUGUACGUAUUUACCGAGUAUUUAUCUUUCUGUAUUUUUAAAUAAGCCCCACAGAAAUAGAGAGAUUCUUAAUUAUGACACGCUUUAUAUUCUGCACCAGAGAGUGACGCUUAAAGAUCAAAAAUGUAUACAGUUAUAGAAAGACAGGAGGGGUUGUCCAUGAUCGAUUAGUCACUAUGUUUAAGACUGGUAACACGUGGCUAAUAUAACCAGAUUAAAGUCUUAGACACAGCAAUCCUCAAUCUAUUAUAUAAAUAUUUUUGUAGGCACUUUGUCGAGGAAGGUUUCUUCUUUCUGCCUUUAUUCUAUAUAUACCUUGAUAACUUAUACAGUAAGAGGAACCGGUAUUUAUUCGAACUUUACCAUUUAGCUUUGUUGAACAUCACAAGAGAUGAACGAUCAUGAUACGUAUGUAGUGUAAUGCUUUUUACAUGCAUAGUGUACAAAUAACAGCAUUUGUAAUUGACGAUAAGAAUUACCUGUUGUCUGUAAAAAUCGAAACGCCAGUCUCACGUUGUUUUUACGGACACUGGUUCUGCCUUUUCAAAGAAGUUUAAUUGUGUGACAACAACUGUGGCGCGCAUACAAUGUAAUUGUACGGUGUAUUGCCUUUGUUAAAUAGCAUUUUGGAUAAAGCCAUAUUUUUCCAUGCAACGCAAUAAUCCAGCAAAAUAAAUUACAGUUAAACUGAGAAGCAGCCUAAAAUAGGAAAGAGUGCCAGAUACAAAACAAAAGUGGAUAUGAACAAUAACACAUAGAAGAUAAAGUAAAGUUUAUCUAUCACUUAGAGUAUGUAACUGCCUUUCUCUGGCCUCAUACUGGAUCAUUAAUUUAUUUAUAUUAGACAAUAUACAAGAUACAUGUAAAGGGAAGGAAAAAAAAACUAAUCUAACUUAGAAGGCUUGUUAGAGCUUGGAUUAAUUGCAGUAAGACUGCUGCCAUCCGACUGAACACAUUCUCAAGACGCUGAAGUUGAACAUUUAAUCGAAACACAUGUCACAGAUCUUACAUGAUUGUAUUUAUUCUCAUUUAUCAUUUCUUUAUGCAAUCAUUACGUAUUUGACAGACGCGAUUGUCUCUGUACAUUUUCACCAUAUAUCGAGAUAUAUUGGAAAAGCAAGGAAAAGAGAAAGGAAAGAGAAUCAAGCAGUAGAUUGGAUAUUGUAAUGUUAACGCAAACUGAAAACAUGACUUGCAAUUGUUGCCUGUUGUAAUGUCCAAUGAGAGUUGAAUUGUAAUGACUUACUCGUAUAUGGCGUCCCUUCCAGCAAGGGAUCGGUAUCGUGUAAAUCAUUAUUCUAAGAGUUCCAGUUGACAAAGGUUUUAUACGGAUCUAUUAAACCCCAGUAUUCCAAACCAAUGAAAAAUAAUUAGUUUUCUAAUAAUAAUGAUACAAUACAAUUUUAUGUGAAUUUAGUACAGUGCUUAAGUCAGUAAUGCUCAGCGUAUCUAACAAAUAUUUUUAGUGGAACUCCGUGUCAUACUCACAUGUAUCAUAACGUCUUAAAGUAUGUAACUAAACCACAAUCAAAGAAGUGUGAACGAUACUUAAUGACUAUUAUCAUAAUAGCCACUUAUGAUAGCAGUAAAUAGGUAGCCAUUUUGAGGCAGUUUAUAAUUAUAUUUAAUUACACUGUGUAUCGCUUUGGUCUCUCCGUUUUUACGAUGGUAUUAUUAUUUGUAGAUAGAAUACAUAACUCUAGAAUCGAUGGAACCUCGAAUCAUUUAUUUGUAAGUCUUUUUUACAGUUACCGAAUAUCUAAUUGAUUAAAUAGGCAAUGCAAUUAAAACAAAAGGAAAAAAGAAAAAAAUUACACACCACGCUCAUACACACGCACGCACACACACACACACACACAUACACAUAAAUACCUACAUAAAUACGUGACAUACAGAGAUCUGUUCGCGUAACCAAUACGAUU
Molecule: messenger RNA, 6002 nt
Organism: Vollenhovia emeryi
Lineage: Eukaryota; Metazoa; Arthropoda; Insecta; Hymenoptera; Formicidae
Product: broad-complex core protein isoforms 1/2/3/4/5
Exons: 4
Coding region: 296-1393 (365 amino acids)
Biological process (GO): regulation of transcription by RNA polymerase II
Cellular component (GO): nucleus
Molecular function (GO): protein binding
Source: RefSeq, a predicted model, not a curated record